This is a messenger RNA of Coffea eugenioides, 672 nucleotides long. Its product is annotated as transcription factor SRM1-like. The transcript has 2 exons. NCBI's taxonomy places the organism in Eukaryota, Viridiplantae, Streptophyta, Magnoliopsida, Gentianales, Rubiaceae. The record is from RefSeq and is a predicted model, not a curated record. The coding region runs from base 1 to 672 and encodes 223 amino acids. Gene Ontology annotation, molecular function: DNA binding.
AUGGAGUUAUCAAAUCUCUCUUGCUACCCCUUUAAUGAAGAUGCAAUAUUGUCCUUCACUUGUUCACCAGUACGAUCAAAGGAUUCGGAAUGGACUUUUGAGGAAGAGAAACUUUUUGAAAAUGCCCUUGCUGUCUAUGACCUUAAUUCUUGGGAUUUGUUUGAGAAGAUUGCUAUCAAGGUCCCCGGAAAGACAAUUGAACAAAUUAAACAGCAUUUUCAAUUGCUAGUUGAAGAUGUUAAUUUCAUUGAAACAUGGAGUGGUCCACUGCCCAAUUGCAGAACAACCAACAAUGUAGAGCCUGAAUCAACUCCAAAUAGCACUUUAACUUCUGUUGAAAAUCGGCAGAAAAAGAAAGGAACUCGUUGGACUAAGGAAGAACACGAGAACUUUCUACUUGGUUUGAAAAAGUAUGGCAAAGGAGAUUGGAGAAGUAUUUCAAGGAAUAGUGUAUUGACAAAGACACCAACUCAAGUUGCAAGUCAUGCCCAAAAGUACUUCAUUCGCCUCGCGAAGUUAUCAACCACCUCAAAUCCUCUAUCCUCAGCUGCUUCUCAAGGCAAAUCUAAGAUUAAAAUGACUCCUCCAUCUCAACGCGUUGCUGCUUAUAGUAGUGCCUCUAUAUUCUACCAGUCACCUACUACAGCUACAUCUAUCAUUAAAAGGACAUAA